AUGGAGUAUCUGCUCAAAUCAAUCCCGACGUUCGAACACAGGAAGAAGACGCAAGAGGAGGAAGAGGGAGUGGAAAGAGACGAGUAUGGACUAGAGCUCAACCGGCCGCCGUCGACUGAAGCCAAGAACCCCAAAGCCAAGCCAUCGACCGCACUCAAGUUCGGAAGCUCAGCAGUCUCAAAGCCAUUGCCCCCGGCCUCCCUUCACGGCCUCAGCCAGCAGCAGCUACAAUCCGACCAGGCCGAUCCCCUACUCCGUCCUCGAAUCGUUCUCCUUCAUGACCUUAUCCUCGAUCAUCCCAACUCCGAACUCGAACUCUUCCUCAGCCAGUCCGCCAACGACCAUCCUGACCCUCAGGAAUUCUCAAGAAUCAUUAACGGAUAUCUUAACGGGUACACAGCUUUCCACCAAGCAUGCGAUGCAGGCGACCUGAAAAAAGUACAGAUGUUGUGUGGGGCAGGGGUUGAUCGGGGAUUGAAGGACGAGACGGAUGGGUUGACGGGGAUCGAGUUGGCUCAGGAGGCCGGGAGGACGGAGGUGGUGGGAUUCCUUGCGAGCCUUCCGUAA
Molecule: messenger RNA, 567 nt
Organism: Puccinia triticina
Lineage: Eukaryota; Fungi; Basidiomycota; Pucciniomycetes; Pucciniales; Pucciniaceae
Exons: 2
Coding region: 1-567 (188 amino acids)
Molecular function (GO): protein binding
Source: RefSeq, a predicted model, not a curated record